This is a messenger RNA of Triticum turgidum subsp. durum (durum wheat), 2745 nucleotides long. Lineage: Eukaryota; Viridiplantae; Streptophyta; Magnoliopsida; Poales; Poaceae. The record is from the annotation of a GenBank genome assembly.
AUGGCGUCUUGCCCUCUGUUCCUCCUAGCCCCACAACCUCCUCCUCCGCUCGUCACCGCCCGCCACUGCCCCUCGCCUCUCUCUGGCCGCGCACACCCCCGAAUUAGCUACGGUGCCCCCCGCCUCCGCCGCCGUCAGAGCUGCCGCUGCUCCUCCUCCCCCUCUUCUUCUUCUUCAUCCUCGUCCGGCCCUCGCGAGCGCUCUCCGAGGCCUCGGCAGCAGAAGCAGCGAACGGAGCAGCGGCCCGGCCGCGGCAGCGCCGUGGACCCCGUGGGCUUCCUCGUCAAGACUGGCGUCUCCGACCGCGCAUUCGCCCAGUUCCUUCGCGACCGGCACAAGGCUUUGAAGGACCGCAGAUGGGAGCUGUACUCUCGGUUUAUUGAUCUAAAAGAGGGGUCCUCUGGGUAUGAGUUAUUGGGAAUGCACCGUCAUCGGCAGCAUCGUGUGGAUUUCAUGGACUGGGCACCAGGUGCUCGGUAUUGUUCUCUGAUUGGUGACUUUAAUCAGUGGUCGGCAACUGAAAACUGUGCACGAGAAGGCCAUUUGGGACAUGAUGAUUUCGGGUAUUGGUUUGUGAUACUUGAAGAUAAGCUCAGAGAAGGGCAAGAACCAGAUGAAUACUUUUUCCAGGAGUACAAUUAUGUGGAUGAUUAUGAUAAAGGUGACAAUGGUGUUGAUGCUAAAGAUUUAAUCCGUAGAAUGAAUGAAGAGUAUUGGGAACCUGGAGAAGUUACGUCACGCAAGUCUCGGUGGGAGACAGUUGCAAAGCUAUACGAGCAGAUGUUUGGCCCAAAUGGUCCGCAGACAGAAGAAGAGCUAGGUGAAAUACCUGAUGCUGAAACCAGAUAUAAAAACUGGAAAGCCACACAAAAGGAUGAGUCAUCCAGUUCAUCGCCUUCCUACGAUAUCAUUGAUACUGGGCAGGAGUUUGACAUUUUCAAUGUUGUAACUGAUCGAGCAUCGUUUGAAAAGUUUCAAGCAAAGGCAACUCCUCUUGCUUACUGGGUUGAAAUGAGGAAAGGAAGAAAAGCCUGGAUAGAGAAAUAUGUUCCAGCGAUUUCUCAUAAAGACAAGUACAGGAUUUAUUUUAAUACUCCUGAUGGUGCUUUAGAACGCGUGCCUGCUUGGGCAACUUAUGUUCUUCCAGACGCAGAGGGGAUGCAAUCCUAUGCAGUACAUUGGGAGCCUCCUCCAGAAGAAAUUUACAAAUGGAGAUUUGGACGACCGAAAGUCAAAGGUUCACUUAGGAUAUAUGAAUGUCAUGUUGGAAUAAGUGGAUCUGAGCAAAAGAUAUCAUCGUUUCAAGAGUUCACAUCCAACGUACUACCUCACAUAAAAAAUGCUGGAUAUAAUGCUGUUCAAAUAAUUGGAGUCGUGGAGCACAAGGAUUACUCCUCCGUUGGCUAUAAGGUCACAAAUUAUUUUGCAGUCAGUAGCAGAUUUGGCACCCCAGACGACUUCAAGAAACUAGUGGACGAGGCACACGGUCUUGGGUUGCUGGUUCUUAUUGAUAUUGUCCACUCCUAUGCAUCAGCGGACGAAAUGGUUGGGUUAUCCCUUUUUGAUGGGUCUAACGAUUGUUACUUCCACAGCGGGAAAAGAGGGCAUCACAAAUACUGGGGCACUAGAAUGUUCAAAUAUGAUGAUGUUGAUGUUCUGCACUUCUUGCUGUCUAAUUUAAGUUGGUGGGUUACCGAAUACAAGAUCGAUGGAUUCCAGUUUCACUCACUCUCUUCUAUGUUAUAUACCCACAAUGGUUUUUCUACAUUUACUGGUGCCAUAGAAGAGUAUUGCAAUCAAUACGUUGACAAGGAUGCGCUGAUAUACCUAAUUCUAGCAAAUGAGAUGUUACAUGAACUCCAUCCAGAUAUUAUAACAAUAGCAGAGGAUGCAACAUAUUAUCCUGGGUUGUGUGAACCAACCACCCAAGGCGGAUUAGGAUUUGACUACUGGGCCAAUCUUUCUAUUCCAGAAAUGUGGUUGUGGCAUCUUGAAAAUGUUCCAGAGCGAGAGUGGAGCAUGAACAAGAUUAUGAAAGUAUUGAUAAGCAGCAACCAUCAUAUGCUAUCUUACGUUGAAAAUCACAACCAGUCGAUAUCAGGGCGGAAGUCUUUUGCCGAGAUAAUUCUUAAUACAGGAAUGUACUCUAGUGGGUCAGUGGAUGAUGAUUUGAUUUUCAAGGCUUCCUCAUUGCUCAAGAUAAUCAAGUUGAUUACUUUUACAACGAGUGGAGGUGCAUAUCUCAAUUUCAUGGGUAAUGAAUUUGCUCAUCCAAAGAGGAUUGAGUUUCCCAUGUCAAGCAAUGGCUAUUCCUUCCACCUAGCUUGUCGGCAGUGGGAACUAUUGGACAAGGGUGUUCACAAGCAUAUUUUCAAUUUUGACAAAGAUAUAAUGAGCUUGGAUGAAAAUGAAAGGGUAACUUCGAGAGGUUCACUCAAUGUUCAUCACUGUGACGAUACAAACAUGGUGAUAUCUUUCACAAGGGGGCCUUUCCUUUUUGUAUUUAAUUUCAAUCCAGAAGUCCCCUAUCAACUGUAUCGUGUUGGUGUGGAUGAAGCUGGGGAAUACCAACUUAUCUUAAACACGGAUGAAACUAAAUAUGGUGGCCGUGGGGAACUCAAGAGUAGUCAGUAUAUGAAAAAGACUAGUGACAGAAGAGCUGAUGGCUGUCGCAACUCCUUGGAAUUGGCAUUAGCAUCUAGAAGUGCUCAGGUAUACAAGUUGGUCCGAAUCUUGAGAAUAUAG